Messenger RNA from Stylonychia lemnae, 1569 nucleotides. The record is from the annotation of a GenBank genome assembly. NCBI's taxonomy places the organism in Eukaryota, Ciliophora, Spirotrichea, Sporadotrichida, Oxytrichidae.
AUGUUUGAAGAUUAAAAAUUAAUCUAAGAAGGUGUCUUAAGGGACAAAGAUUUUGAUUCUUUAUGUGCCAAGAACUAUCUAGAUCCAAUCAAAGGUACUAAAUCUACAUACAGAUUAUAUUCUUCAGAGGGAAUAAUUUAUUUUGCCACAGCAGCUUUAGAGUUUGAUUGGGCUUAUAAGUAAUAGACAGAAUUUUGGAAUCUAAAUUAGAUAUCAAAUAACCUCUUUGGUAAAAAGGUUUAUCGUUGUUAAGGUGUCUGGUGGUUUGCUCCAAAGUGGAUCAUGCAAAAGAUCCCACCUGGUGUCUAUCAUGUUUAUAUUAGACAUGGAAAUAGCAAUGUCGGGCCAGUGUGUAGAUUUAUUCAUUACAAAGGGAUUGGUUCUGAGGAAAAAUUCGGAGAAGUACCUCUUUCAAAUGCUUAGAUACCCUUUUAAAAGAACUUUAAUAAGCUUAUAGCAACAUACGCUGCCACUUUAGACCUCUCAGAUGCAGAAGAGUUAACAAAUAUAGAAAUUAUGCUUUUUAGAGAAGCUUAGCAAGUUCAAGAUUACUUAGUUGAGGGGUCAAUACUUGUGCCUGUUUAGUCUCUAGAUAAAUUGCCUAGUUACUAUUUAAAAUUGCAGAUGGAUGAUGAAAUAUUAGAUAUAGAUUGGAAGUUACCAGUAUAAUAAAUUGAAUUGGUGAUACCGAAAUUUGAUCAGGAAAGUGAUGACGAUUUUGACAAGCCUGCUUUAUCAAAAUCAGAGGAAUAAUUCAAGGAUAUAAAUUUUAAAGAGUUUGAUAAGGAUGUUGUUGAAAAAAUAAAAAAUGUCUUCAUUGAAUUGUGGAAUUAUUAUGAUGUCAACAAAAACGGUUACUUGGAUAAAUAAGAAUUCAAAAAUUUUAUGAGAAACGUAUUUUAAAAGAUUCAAUACCCUGUUGAUGAAAUACAAAUAGAAAAUUACUUUGAGAGAUCGGAUACUGAUUCAACAGGCCAAGUUACAAAAUUUUAACUUGAAUGGCUCCUAAAACAGGUUAUAAGAAUCUAAGUUCAGUUAUAGGACCAGCAAGAAGCUUAAAAUGAAAUUAGGAAAUUAGAGCUAGAAUUGAAAGCUUAGAAUUAAAGUGCCAAGGAUUUAGAAAAGAAGUAUGAAGAUGGAGAUAUUAAUAUCGAAGGAACCAUUUCAAUUUUAAUUGAGGGUGAAAUACUUUAAAUAGAAGAUUUUCCUGUUCAAAAUUUGAUUCAAAAAGAGGGUAAAUGGAGAAUCGAGGGGUCUAACGAAGCUACCAUUAUCAUAAACUUUGAAGAGGAAAUUGAAUUUAAUGUUGUAGGGAUUAAAAGCGCUGAUGAUUGCCCUGAAAUGGAUCCCGUGAUUAUUGAAAUUUAAUUAAUGAAAGAUCUCAAUUAUGAAGAAGUAGUUAAGAAAGAUAACUUGAUGUUUGAUGAAAGAUUCUAAAAUAGAUUAUUUGAAGUUAAUGAAUUCGGAGUAAAGGCCAAAGGUUUAUGGAUAUACCUAAAAUCAGGCAGCGAUAAAGGAUUAUAAUUAUCUCAAAUUAAAGUGGUCAAAUCUGUAGGUUUAAUUAAAUGA